AUCAGCGUUUCAGUUCCCACCAGAAUCCCGCGCCGAUCGGUGUUUUAACCGCGACUAAACAAAUACUUCAUCCGAAACUAUGGCGUAUUCCUGGGACAAUAGAGUCGCGUUUGUCGUCCGAUACCUUUACGAUAUCGACAACAACGGCUACUUAGACGCACACGACUUCCAAUGCCUAGCAUUGCGCACUUGCAUUCUCGAAGGCAAGGGCGACUGCAGCGCCGCCAGGCUGCAGAAGUACGAGCACAUUAUGCUCAGCCUCUGGGAAGAGAUCACGCAGCUGGCUGACUUCGACAAGGUGCCAGACUAUGACGGUAUGAUCACUGUGGAUGAGUUCAAACAAGCAGUAAAGAACAGUUGUAUCGGAAAGAAGUACGAGGAUUUCCCGCAAGCAAUGAAGGCGUUCAUUGAAACUAACUUCAGGAUGUUGGAUAUUAAUGCGGACGGUCUUCUUGGUAUUGAAGAGUUCAGAUACGACUGUGUCCAGAGGAUGGUAGUGGAUGAUAUCAAGGUUAUUGAUGACGCGUUUAAUUCCUUAUUGAAUGAUGACGACAGGCGACGAGGUGGCUUAACUUUAGCGAGAUAUCAAGAGCUUUUCGCGCAAUUCCUUAGCGACCAGAGUGACAACUGCCAGGCGAAUCUACUGUUCGGGCCCUUAGCGCUAUAAGAUUAAUAAUAACAAAUAGUGUCUUAUCCCUAUAUAAUAAAUCUUUUCGUCUUUUUACGCGUGGUAAACUAUCCCACAAAGUCAAAUGCAAUAGUCGGAAAAGGUUGCAAUGGUAGAGGGAUGAGACAACCAAACUUGAUAAGUCUCCACUUUUAACGUUUAAAUGUAAAAUAACAAUAGCAAGCAUUUCUCCCGAUAUCUAGACUAUCUAUAAAUAAAAUUACAUCAUAGAAAAGGUUAAAAAUAAAUAUCACAGCUUCGCGGCUAUCUCAAAAUAGAUAUAACAAGAUGCGCUCUGAUUUAUAUACGCGUUCGAAUUUAAUGCACGGCAUAUUGUAAGAAAUACCGUCACUUUGCUAUUGUAAAAAUAAAUGUUUCCAAAUAAUAAAUAUUAGCUAAGAUAAUACGCUAGAUUAGUUUCAAUGUUUUCUGCGUUUAUUUUUUGUUUUCCGUCCUUUCAAUGUACCUCGUUACAAAUGGAAUGUUGUAUUUGCAAAGUUUUGGUGUUCGUUUAAUAAAAUCGUUUCAGGCGUUAAGUUUAAUAAAAUUGGAUGAAAGCGCAAAAAAAGCAUUUGUAAAUACCUACAGAUUAAGGCGAAUUUACAAGAGAAAUUGUGCUCAAAACAGAAUAUGAAUCUAGUCACGAAUAUUGUAAAUAUGUUGUUAUUGUUUGACAAAUAAAAUUAAGUGUUCUUUUAUA
Messenger RNA from Colias croceus (clouded yellow), 1367 nucleotides. RefSeq names its product sarcoplasmic calcium-binding protein 1 (gene Scp1). Gene Ontology annotation, molecular function: calcium ion binding. NCBI's taxonomy places the organism in Eukaryota, Metazoa, Arthropoda, Insecta, Lepidoptera, Pieridae. The record is from RefSeq and is a predicted model, not a curated record. The coding region runs from base 80 to 667 and encodes 195 amino acids. The transcript is spliced from 4 exons.